AUGCCUUGUCAUAUUGUUCAGAAAAGUGUAUCUCGUAAUUUUAAAAAAGCAGCAGUUUGCGCUGGUGCAGAUGAAUGCGCAGAAAUUGGAUUAUCAAUUUUAAAAAAAGGAGGAACAGCAGUUGAUUCAGCAAUAGCAACAAUGAUUUGUAAUGGUUUAGUCCACAUGCAUAUAGCAGGAUAUGGUGGUGGAUUUUUCAUGACAAUUUAUCAAAGUGAUACUAAAAAAGUAUCAUUUUUAAAUGCCAAAGAAGAAUCACCAAAAGAAACAACAGAGUAUUCAUAUAAACAACUUCCACUAGAUGCAAAAAGUGGUCUUCGUAUUGCAGUACCUGGUGAAAUUGCUGGUUAUGCUGAAGCUCAUAAAAAAUUUGGUAGUGGUAAAAUUUCAUGGUCUGAAUUAUUUCAGCCAACAAUUGAUCUUUGUAAAAACGGAUUUAAAAUAACAAAAACAUUGCAUGAUGCUCUUGAAAAAUCACAAAGUGAUAUAGAAAAUGAUGAAACAUUGAGAGAAUUAUUUAUGGAUAAUAAAACAAAUAGUCAGUCGUUAAAACGAGAAGGACAGUUGGUAAACCAAACAACACUUUGUAAGACACUCGCUACAAUUGCAUUAAAUGGUUCAAGUGAAUUUUAUAAUGGUACACUUACUAAAACAAUCGUUGACGAUUUACAAAAACAAGAUCUACCAAGUAUCAUAACAGAGGAUGAUUUUUCCAACUACAAAGCUGAAUGGCUUGAACCACUUUCAAUAAAAUUAUCAAAUGAUUUAACACUACAUACGUCAAAUGUACCAAGUAGCGGUGGACUCUUGACACUUAUAAUGAAUAUUCUUGAUGAAUUUAAUUUUACUCCAAACAGUUUAAAUGAUUAUGCAAAAUCUAUAAAAAAAAAAAUUAAUGAAACAAAAACAUCAAACACAGAGAGUGAUUAUGGUGGUAAAGAAUCAGUUAACGAUCAAGGAACAGCUCAAGUAUCAGUUAUAGAUUCAAAGGGUAAUGCUGUUUCAGCAACAAGUAGUAUUAACGCUCCCUUUGGAAGUGGUAUUGUUAGUAAGAGUACUGGUCUUAUUUUUAACAAUGCAAUGGAUGCUUUUUGGACUCCAACAGUAACUGGUCCAACUGGAGGCGAAGAAAGUCAAGAUGGUAAUAGAAUUGAUGCUCAAAAAAAACCAUUGUCAUCAAUGCUUCCAACAAUUAUAACUGAUUCAAAAGGAGAUGUUAAAGUUGUUAUUGGAGGAACAGGAGGAACGAAAAUAAUAACAUCUGUACUUGCUAGAUAUUUGUGGAUGGGAGAGAAUAUGAAAACAGCUAUUGAUGCAAAUAGAAUUCAUUAUCAAGAUAUUGUUAUGAAAGUUGGUACUGAAAAAAUGGACAAUGUCGCUCAAAAACUGAAGAAAAAUUAUGGUCAUAGAGUCGUUCUUUUGAAAGAACCACACAGUGCUAUUUGCAGUCUUUCAAAAGAAAAUGGUAUUAUCAAUGGUGUUGCUGAUGGUCGUAGAGGAGGAAAUGUUACUGGUGAAUAA
Messenger RNA from Aphidius gifuensis, 1521 nucleotides. Its product is annotated as glutathione hydrolase 1 proenzyme-like. Gene Ontology annotation, biological process: glutathione catabolic process. The record is from RefSeq and is a predicted model, not a curated record. The transcript is spliced from 7 exons. Gene Ontology annotation, molecular function: glutathione gamma-glutamate hydrolase. Lineage: Eukaryota; Metazoa; Arthropoda; Insecta; Hymenoptera; Braconidae. Gene Ontology annotation, cellular component: plasma membrane. Bases 1 to 1521 code for a protein of 506 amino acids.